Molecule: messenger RNA, 1784 nt
Organism: Chara braunii
Lineage: Eukaryota; Viridiplantae; Streptophyta; Charophyceae; Charales; Characeae
Source: the annotation of a GenBank genome assembly
UGUGGGGAAAAUCUAUAACAAACUUUUACUUUCUGCUUUGCAAGCUCUCAUUCCUGAGCUUUACUUUCGUUCAAACUGAAGCUGAGGGAGGAGGGCCUUAACAUACACUGGCUUCUGCUGUGAGCGGUUAUGGCCGGAGACAGGCAACCCCUGGGACUGCAGUACAUUGGAGACUGGGGGUGUACUGAGCCUCCCGUUCUUGUCCAGCCUCUGUAUGGCAUGGUAGUCUCUUCGGUGGAGGGUGAAGAAGACACUCUCAGAAACCGGCUUCGUCAACGUGCUAUGGCCAUGCACGGCCAGUUAACACUGGAGAAGACGAUGUCACCCCUGCCUCACGUCGCGGCCUUUCAUGGCCAGGAACCAUCGCCCGUCAGUGACAGUCGUCUUUCCAUCCAGGGCGUUCAUCCCAUGCUGGGAUCGCCAACUACCCCAACGCACAUGUCCUCUGGUGGCCAGAAUGGUGGAUCUGCUCACGGAUCUUUCAGCCCAUCUCUCGGAGAGGGAGAUGGAUCAUCAUCAGCCAUGGUCACUUCCCAGCGUCAACGCUGCAUGACGGACAAGCUUGCACAGAGUCCCAACGACGGAACAGGAUGUGAGCAGUAUCAGCCAUCCGCUGCAGUUGGCUUGUCAGAGCAGACCGGAUCUGGCAUCUCAGUUGCAGCUGAAGAUGUGGUCGCCGAUACUGCAGGUGGGACAUCGCAAGCUGCGAGCUGUUCAGACACUCCACCAAGCAGGGGUGAAAGUGGGGGGACCUCCACAGACUCUCCAUUGGCAACUGCUGCACACGGGCGUGGAGCGGGGAGAGGACAAGCUGGCCGUGGAAUGAAGGCUACUCAUGGCGACGAUUCAGAAGCAUGGGGGGUGGCACGCCUGAAGCAGCGGUUCUGGCCUGACAUGGAGCGCCUGAUGAAGGAGGCAAAGUACGACCAGAAUGACCAGGAGUGUAAGAACCGGUGGCACUUCGUCCAUAACAACUACAAGGCUGUGAAGGAUCAUGAAACGUGGUCCGGCGAGCAGAAGUAUUUGAGCAUGAACCAGGCGGACAGGAAGAGAUGGCAUCUGGAUUUCCUCAUGUGUAGAGAGUGGUACGAUGUCAUUGACCAGAACGAGAAGGACAAUGACACGAUUUGCAUUGAUUACAUCACAGAUCCUGGCGCUGAGACUGAGAAUGUGGCCGCGGACAAUGGUGGAUCGGUGGAAACUGACGGCAUAGGAGUAGGCGGUGAUGAUCGUGCUGAUGCUGGUUUGGCGCCCCAUCCGCAGAACACCGGUACGGACAGUGCUGGUCCUUCGGAUGGUGCAAGGUCCACUGCAGUCCAGGGUGACAUGGCCAGCAAGCGUAGAAGGGUUGAAAUCCAGGCGGCAUUAAAGUUUGCUGUGACUGAUUCACAGGCUUUGUCAACCAUGGAGAUAAUGUAUGGGCCCUUGCUGGGUGCUAGGAGGGAGUUCAGCGAGUUCAUUGCCAGCACUCUCGAACAGCAGCCGGCUGCCAGUAAGUAUGACAUCAUUGACCGGCAGGCCACUGAUCUGCACAGGAUAAGGUUCACACUUGGAAGAUUGCUGCUCAGUGUCACAGAUGGCGAUGCCAAACACACUAUCAAUGCUGUUGCGUCUGCAAUGUUGCUUUUGCAAAAGAAGCACAAGAGACUGCAAAUUGAGUAUGCCACUUUGCAAGCUUGCGUUGCUGCUGAGGCACCGAACUCCUGUCCUUUUUGUGGGUACACCCUCCUCAAGCCUGCCGCGGGUUCAUCUUCGUAGGCGGUCCUGCCGAAUGCCCCCGUGGA